Molecule: messenger RNA, 7268 nt
Organism: Prorocentrum cordatum
Lineage: Eukaryota; Dinophyceae; Prorocentrales; Prorocentraceae
Source: the annotation of a GenBank genome assembly
AUGAUGCGCCUGCGCACGUCUCACAGCGUCGGCGCGCUGCUCUUGCUGCUGGCAGCGCGCGGCACCCCGAGCGCCGGGUCGCCGGCGAGCGGGACGCUGGCCCGCCCGAGGCCGCAGGCCGAGUUCGGGAGGCGCCUGUCUACCAGCGGCGCGCAGUUGCUCAAGCUCAUGGCGGGUGAUGGGGUCGACAACGACAGGUUCGGAAUGUCGGUGGCCGUGAGCUCCGACGGGGCCCGCGUGGUGGUGGGGGCCAUCACUAUUCAUGGCUCCGUGUACGUGCUCGACGGGGCCACCGGCGAGAGGCUGCUGAAGCUUGUGGCGAGUGAUGGGGCUGCAGACGACUGGUUCGGUUCCUCGGUGGCCGUGAGCUCCGACGGGGCCCGCGUGGUGGUGGGAAACGACUAUGACGACGACCAGGGCGACAAGUCCGGCUCCGUGUACGUGCUCGACGGGGCCACCGGCGAGACGCUGCUGAAGCCUGUGGCGAGUGAUGGGGCUGCAGACGACUGGUUCGGUUCCUCGGUGGCCGUGAGCUCCGACGGGGCCCGCGUGGUGGUGGGGGCCUUAGGUGACGACGACCAGGGCCCCAGUUCCGGCUCCGUGUACGUGCUCGACGGGUCCACCGGCGAGACGCUGCUGAAGCAUGUGGCGAGUGAUGGGGCUGCAGACGACUGGUUCGGUUCCUCGGUGGCCGUGAGCUCCGACGGGGCCCGCGUGGUGGUGGGGGCCUUAGGUGACGACGACCAGGGCCCCAGUUCCGGCUCCGUGUACGUGCUCGACGGGUCCACCGGCGAGACGCUGCUGAAGCAUGUGGCGAGUGAUGGGGCUGCAGACGACUGGUUCGGUUCCUCGGUGGCCGUGAGCUCCGACGGGGCCCGCGUGGUGGUGGGGGCCUAUGGCGACGGCUCCAGUUCCGGCUCCGUGUACGUGCUCGACGGGGCCACCGGCGAGACGCUGCUGAAGCUUGUGGCGAGUGAUGGGGCUGCAGACGACCGUUUCGGUUCCUCGGUGGCCGUGAGCUCUGACGGGGCCCGCGUGGUGGUGGGGGCCUAUGGUGACCACGACCAGGGCCCCAGUUCCGGCUCCGUGUACGUGCUCGACGGGGCCACCAGCGAGACGCUGCUGAAGCUUGUGGCGAGUGAUGGGGCCAACUUCGACUUUUUCGGUUCUUCGGUGGCCGUGAGCUCCGACGGGGCCCGCGUGGUGGUGGGGGCCUAUGGCGACGGCUCCAGUUCCGGCUCCGUGUACGUGCUCGACGGGGCCACCGGCGAGAGGCUGCUGAAGCUUGUGGCGAGUGAUGGGGCUGCAGACGACCGUUUCGGUUACUCGGUGGCCGUGAGCUCCGACGGGGCCCGCGUGGUGGUGGGGAGCAAACAUGACGACGACCAGGGCGACAGUUCCGGCUCCGACGGUACCACCUGCGAGAGGCUGCUGAAGCUUGUGGAGAGUGAGGGGGCCGAACUCGACUUGUUCGGUUCCUCGGUGGCCGUGAGCUCCGACGGGGCCUGCGUGGUGGUGGGGGCCUACUAUGACGACGACCGGGGCUACAAUUCAGGCUCCGCGUACGUGUUCGACUUCGCCGAGGACAAGAGCAACGGGGGCAAGAUCCCAGCACCCGUCUUCGAUGGCGCGAGCAAGACCAUGAAGAAGCACCGCCGAGAGGGGGCGACCUUGCUGGCCAGCCUGAAGGGCAAGGCCGAGGAAGCGUGCGAGGAGCUCGAACUCGACUCCAUCAAGGGCGACGACUCGGUGGAGGUGUUCCUGGAGUACCUCGGGAAGCGCUUUCCCGAGAUCGAGGUGCUGGAGACUCCAGCGCUGCUGGAGACCUUCGUGCGCCCGGCCUGCGUCCGGCACAAGUGCGAGGAGAUUCGCGACUACAACAACCGCUUCAACGGGAUCGCCACCAAGCUGAAGGCCAAGGGCAUCCAGGUGCCCGACGAGGUCCUGGCGGACCUGUGCAUCAAGGGGGCCCGCCUGCCCCCGGAGCGCGCGGCGAGCGUGCCCAACGGUGUGGGCCACAAGUUUAACCCUACCAAGGUCCAGGAGCAGUUGAUGAUCAACUUGCCCAAGGUAUCGGUCGUGGACGGCCACAAGGACAGCCACGACAAAGGAGGCUACGGAGGUCGCAAGAACAAGGACCACAAGCGGGCGUGCGCCACGGAGACCUACGAGGAGGAUCGUAGGGCCGAGUUCGACGGCGCGUCCUCAGACAGCUCCGACGACUACGAGGACGAGCUGCCCGACGGGCUGCAGGACGCGGUCGACGAGGCGGAGGAGCAGGUAGCCUUCUUCACCAAGAAGAUUGUGCGCGCCAAGGACAAGCUGAAGGAGGCGAAGCAGGCGCGCGGCUACUUCGCCAAGCGCGACGGCGGCAACCCGCCGAAGAGAGACGAUCCCAAGAUCGCCAAGAUGAAGGCAAGGACACACUGCGGCGCAUGUGGCCAGAAGGGCCAUUGGCGCGGUGACCCGCAGUGCCCGAAGAAGAAAGACCCUAACGCCAAGGCCGACAUCCCGAGGAAGGGAAGCAACAGGACGAACAUCGCCACGAACGAGACCAGCGACGCGCAGGGGCCUCACGUGGCGGAGAGGACGGUCGCGGCGGUCUACCAGCAGGACCAGCGGGCCGCGGCUCGCGACAGGAAGUACGGCGCGCUGCACAGCAUCGACUGGACGCAGAUGCGCCAGGCCGCCGGGCUACCCGAAGAAGUUACGGCAGCGGCGUUCUUCAUCAAUAAGGACCACCAGUGCCUGAUGGCCGCGACGAGCUCGGCGCUUAUCUACCUCUGCGUCGAGGACCUGCUGAAGGAGUCGGGGGGCGAGCUGACCUUCGACACGGCCUGCGCGCGGUGCGUCGGCGGCCUCGACUGGUACAGCGACAUCAAGAAGAGGCUGGCCGCCUUCAACAUCCAGCCCGUCGAGUACCCCGAGAAGGAGCCGUUCCGAUUCGGGGCGUCCAAGGUGGUGUUCAGCCUCAAGGCGGCGCUGAUCCCCUGUUCGGUGAACGGCAAGGCCUUCACCGUCAGCAUGAGCAUCGUGCGCAGCGCCGUGCCAGGCCUGUUCGGCCGCGAGGCCCAGAGCGAGCUGGACACAGUCUACCACGCCGGAGACAACAAGCUGGACAUCAAAUCGAUCGACGAGCACGACAUCCAGAUGGGGCCGAGCCGCGCCAGACACCCGACGCUGGACAUCGCACACUUUACGCCGAGCUACAAGCCCGUUUCGGACGUCUCGGAUACCAAGGCCGACGUUCGUCUCCACCCUUGCGCUUCUUACCGCGCUGAGACAGCUGUGGCCAGCGCCGCCAAGCCGGCGGUGCCCGAGGCUCGCCGCCAAGGGGUCGCCUCGGAGGCCGACGAGUCUCAGUCGGACACUGACUGCGACGCGCUCGAUAGCGCCGAACUGUUCGAGCAGCAGGUGCGCCAGGAGACGAGCCCGGGGAGCAGCAACCAGAACUUGCCGACGACGAGUACUGCCCGUCCCCCGGCGAUAUCCAGCAUGCGGAUGCCGGAGCUGCAGGCCGAGGUGGCAAGCUACGACUUGGAUGUGCGCGACGCCACGUGCGACCAGCUCCGGGUGAUCUUGCGCGCGCUGAGGGCCGAGGGCCGCGAGAGCACGCCGCAGGGCAACUACAUCCCGGGGCCCGGCAAGAAGAACCAGGAGGAGCUCCAGCAGCUGUGCUGGGACCGCAAGAUCGAGUUCGACCAGCGCGCGACCGUGCCGGAGCUCAGGCAGCGCCUCAAGGGCUGGAAGGUCGAGGACGCGGCCAGCAGUGCCUCGGCAACGGUGGCUCAUCCGAGCUCACAGAUCACCGGGGACGACAAGAUGCGCUUCGGCAAGUACCCCACGGCGGACUACCGCUGGGUGCUCAAGAACGACCUGGGCUACGCGCAGUGGGCGGUCCUGGAGCUCAACAGCAACCGGGCAAGCCCGCUCCUGGCGCGGUUUGCCAGGUGGGUCAAGGCGCACGGAGCGCAGCCCCUCGCCCCGGAGAAGGCCAAUACCACUUUGGAGGCAGCGAUGGCCGAGGAGGUGGUGCUGGACGACGAGUGGGUGGCGCCAGCGCCGCACGAGAUGGACACCAGCGACAUGGGCUUCGAGAAGGCUGGCGAGACCGACAGGGAGGAUCACCCGCGGCGGCCAGGCAUCAAGAAGGGCAAGCGCGUCGGCCUCCUCUACCAGGUCACGGGCUUGCUGAGCGCCUUCGCCUUUCAGACGGUGCUCACCGCGGACUGGCUGGCUAGACCUCUCAAGCCAGUGGCGCAGCAUGCUACCAGUGCUGCGCGAGACAUGGUCUACCACGUCCAGAACGUCAAGGAGGCCUACAGCGUUCGCAGCCACCGCGUGGACGUCAUGCAGGUGUUCGGAGGCGAAGGCGGCAUCACCGAGGCGGCGUGGAAGCGCCAGAUGACGGCCACAGAGGUGAUCGACCGCAAGCACGGCUGGGACUUGCGCAAGCAGAAGGACCUCGACGCGACGUACGACCUGUACUACGCCUCGAGGCCGAAGUUCGUGUCAAUCGAGCUACCCUGCGCCUACUACACGAACAUCACGCACCUCAACUUUCGGACGCCGCAGGCCAAGCAGGCGCUCCGGCGGAUCUGGAGGGCGGAGCGGCCGUUCCUUUCAUUGGCCCGCGACCUCUUCCAGUACCAGCUCGACUCUGGCGACAUGGCCAUGAUCGAGAAACCGGCCACCAGCCGGCUCUGGACACAGCGCGCGAUUUUGGAGCUACUGGCAGACGAGCGCGUGUACCAGGUGGGGUGCGACAUGUGCGAGUACGGGGCUCGACACUACAAGACGGGGGGACUCAUCAAGCACCCCGCGAAGCUGCUCGUUACCCAUAAGGAGUUCGAGCAGCUGAAGCGCACCUGCAGCCGCAAGCACCACGACCAGACCUUCGGGGACAACGUGGCGGUGCGCAAGUCUGGCUUUUAUCCUGCUAAGUUCUGCCGAGCGGUGGUACGCAUCGAGGAGCAGGGUAUUCGCCAGCAAGGUGGGCAGCGCGCCUACCAGGUGGACUGCCAGUCGCACUCGUCGCCCUUCAUCGUGACAGUGCCCAGGGAGCAGGCCGCCGCCUACGUGAACGACACCGCGCCCCUGGGAGAAACGGGCGAGCCUGAUGGGGGCCCAGACCCCAUGGGCGGCGGAGACGACUUCGCCGACACUCACGACGUGCGGGCCGAAGAUACUGUGGACGGCAGGAUCGGGGUCGGCGCGAUUACCUUCACAAAGAAAGCAGCAGCCUGCUGCAAGCCAGCCGAGCUGGCCAUGCUCAAGAGACUCCAUGUCAACUUGGGCCAUCCGUCUAAUGAAGAUUUGGGCCGCAGCUUGCGACUCAAAGGCGCUAAGUCGGCCACCGUCCAGGCCGUCAAGGGGCUGAUCUGCGGGGUGUGCCGCUCGCAGCAGCGCCCGAGCGCGAGGAGACCAGCGCACCUCCACUUCGUGCAAGAUUUUGGAGACGACGUCGGCUUCGACUGCUUCGAGCUCAAGGACGUCGACGGCAAGAGCUACUGGUACUUCAGUAUCGUCGACCUGGCCACCACCUUCCACGUCGCGACGCUGAUCGGUCGCCACACCAGCCAGGAGUUCGCCGCCGCGUUCGAGAGGUGCUGGGCCUCCUGGGCGGGCGUGCCGGACCGAGUCCAUUUCGACAUGGAGAAGGGGUUCGGCGGCGCCCUCAGCGAGCUGUUCCAGUCAUUCAACACGGUGCAGCUGCCCAUCGCCGGUCAGGCACAUUGGCAGCUCGGUCGCGUGGAACGCCAGGGAGCUUGGCGGAAGGAGCUCGCGGCGAGGACGAUCGAGCACUCGUCGAUCAGGGGCGAGGACGAGAUGCGGACGCUGGCCAUCAUGGUAUCGGGCGCGAAGAACUCGCUGAGAAGGCGAGCAGGCUUCAGCCCCGCGCAGUGGGUGCUGGGACGCGACCCCAAGAUGCCUGGAUACCUAGUCGACGAUACGGCCAACUACAGCGCCCACAGCCUCGCGGCCAAAGACGAGAAUAUUCGCCGACGAUAUGCUAUUCGGACGGCGGCGCGCGAGUCGUUCAGGAUGCAGAACGACGACCAGCUCCGGCGAGCUAUGUUGGUUCGCGCGCGCACGGUGGCGACGCCCUUGUCAGUGGGCGAGAUGUGCUACGUCUUCCGCCAGGUCAAGAAGAAGGAGCAGCGGGAGCAGCACAACCGCAACGCCAAGAAGGGCAUCUGGCGAGGGCCGUGCGUAGUCAUCGGCCACCAUGGCGAGAACACCUGGGUCUCGCUAGGAGGGCACACCAUGCUGGUGGCCCCGGAGCACAUCAAGGCACUCGCUCCGGACGACGUCUGGUUCCCGAACGGCAGGGGCGAGAUCGGUCAGGCCGUGGCCGAGCUCAACCGGGCUCGCGACUCGGUCGAACAGGAAGAGGCUCCGGUGGAGGACAUCCGCCCGGCGCCUGGCGAGCCCGAGGUCAAGCCAGACGAGAUGGAGCAGGCGUGGCGGGAAUUUAUCGACAACCCGGACGACAGCGACCUCAGGCUGAAUGUCUCCGAGGAUCCGCCCCAGCAGGAGCAGAUCCAGGUGCUGCCCGCCGACGUGCCGCAGCAAGCUGAAGAAGAGCGAACCUACGGCCCUGCCGAGUUCCGACGACGUCGAGCUACCUUCGACGGAGGGGACAGCGGCGACUUCGGCCCGGCCUUCAAGCGCCUCCAGACCGAGAGGGAGCACGCAGGCUCUGGCGCCCUGUCGGCUCCAAGACAAGUGCUGCAAACCUCCAUCGUGACCGAGAGGAUCAAGCGCAAGCAGGCCGACAAGGAGAUCCACUGGAGGGCCAUCAAGGACUCCGAUCGGGAGCUCUUCAGGGAGGCGGCCGCAAAGCAGUGGAGCGAGUGGCAGAAGUAUGGCUCUUGUCAGGUACUCUCCAUCGAGGAGUCCGAGGCGAUCAGGGGCAUGGUCAAGCUCAGCCUCAUCCUGCCCAGCCGGUUUGUGUACCGGGACAAGAACGCCCCGCUGCGGACCGACAAGCAUCCACUGCCGGUCAAGGCGAAGGCCCGACUCUGUGUCGGGGGUCACAUGGACCCGCGCCUCGCUCAGGGCGACCUGCGGACGGACGCGCCCACGGUCACCCGCAUCUCGACCAUGCUGUUCUUCACCAUCUGCCAGAGGUUCGACCUGGAGAUCUACGCGGCGGACGUGGAGGCGGCUUUCAUGCAAGGCGACGAGCAGCCCGACCAGCAGUUGUACAUGGCGGCCAUGUACAACUGCUUGGACGCAAGCGACGCAGCGCAGGAUCACGCUUG